CUAUAAAUACUCAUCAUUCCAAUUCAAUACCACAAACGUGACUAAGGAAACUGAAAAUGCGUGUGUUGGCUCUGUUAGCUCUCUGCUUAGCGGCUGUUUCAGCCGUCCCCAAAAAUCCCCAGAGGAUUGUGGGGGGAUCCGUCACCACUAUCGGCCAGUACCCAUCGAUGGCCGCUCUCCUCUUCUCUUGGGGCACAUCUGGACACAGACAGGCUUGCGGUGGUACCAUCCUUAACAACAGAUCCAUCCUUACUGCUGCUCACUGCACCAUUGGAGAUGCACCCGCCAGAUGGAGAAUCCGUGUGGGCUCCACCAACGCCAACAGCGGCGGUGUUGUUCACAACUCCCAACAAAUUAUCAACCACCCUAACUACAACGGAAACACUUUCAACAAUGACGUUUCUAUCAUUCGCUCUUCCUCCACUUUCUCCUUCAACAACAACGUGCGCGCUGCUUCCAUCGCCGGCUCCAACUACAACCUUGGUAACAACCAGGUUGUCUGGGCUACUGGAUGGGGAACCAUUUCUUCUGGUGGUCCCGCUUCUGAGCAACUCCGCCACGUGCAGAUCUGGACUGUCGCCCAAAACACUUGCGCUCAGCGUUACGCUGAAGUCGGCAUGUCCAUCACCAAUAACAUGUUGUGCUCCGGCUGGCUCGACGUCGGCGGUCGCGACCAGUGCCAGGAGACUCUGGCGGUCCUCUCUACCACAACGGUGUCGUUGUUGGUGUUUGCUCUUUCGGUUGGGGAUGUGCUCAGGCUCGUUACCCAGGUGUCAACGCCCGUGUUUCCAGCUUCAGCUCUUGGAUCCAAAGCAAUGCCUAAAUAAAUUAUAUCUGAUUAUCUGUAAAAGACAUGAAUAAAUUAUAAUGAUACAACAAAA
Trichoplusia ni (cabbage looper) is the source of this 881-nucleotide messenger RNA. Its product is annotated as achelase-1-like. The record is from RefSeq and is a predicted model, not a curated record. Gene Ontology annotation, molecular function: serine-type endopeptidase activity. Gene Ontology annotation, biological process: proteolysis. Lineage: Eukaryota; Metazoa; Arthropoda; Insecta; Lepidoptera; Noctuidae.